Messenger RNA from Melampsora larici-populina 98AG31, 198 nucleotides. RefSeq lists its product as uncharacterized. Bases 1 to 198 code for a protein of 65 amino acids. Lineage: Eukaryota; Fungi; Basidiomycota; Pucciniomycetes; Pucciniales; Melampsoraceae. The transcript has a single exon. The record is from RefSeq and is a predicted model, not a curated record.
AUGGUAGUCAUUCCACCUAGGCUUCCUUUUGUCUCUUUCCACUCUCUCCAAGUUCUAUUUGAUUUCAAGACAUCCCAUUACUCAAUUUCACCGUUCCAUCUAUCAUCUCUUUGUAUUGAAACUAUCUGUUUCAGCUCUUUAUUGCUCCUCUUAUUUCCUCAAGUCUGUGAGUUUUUUACUCGGUCAAGUCUCAAGUAG